AUGCGUUACUCGGUCCCUCUUAUGGCGGCUCUCGCCGCAUCAGUUACGGCUACUGCGCCAGCUGAGGCAGUGGUAAAGCGGGCUGGGAAGCUCUUUACCCUCGAGACUGCCCCAGGUGAGACAGUCGAGGUCACCGAGGAUGAGAAGUUCCAGAUGAUUGAUGACCAUAUUCACUUUUUUGAUAUCACUGAAUGGAAGGAUCAUAACCCGGCAGUCGCCCGUCUUGCUGCCGUGACACCAUCAUACCCUGAAAAGCUUUCACAUCAAUCCAAUGUCGGAAACAUCGUCAAGAAGAUCAGCACAAAGACCAUGGAGAAGCAAUUGAAGAAGUUUUCUUCAUUCCAUAACCGUUACUUCAACUCUGCAUACGGUGUUGAAGCUGCUCAAUGGCUACACAAGGAAGUCCAGAAGGUCAUCAAGAAGAGCAAGCAUCCUCUGGCCUCUGUCCGUCUCAUCCAACAUCAGGCGUGGUCGCAGCCCUCAAUCGUGGUCUCAAUUCCCGGAAAGGUUCGUCUGAAAACCGUCAUCACUGGAUCUCACCUUGACUCCGUCAUUUCUGACGAUCGUGGUGCUGGACGUGCCCCUGGAGCCGAUGACAAUGGCUCUGCAUCAAUCAUGCUUCUCAACCUUUUGAGUGCCUUUCUUGAGGACCCCCGUAUUGCAAAGGGAGAUCAUCUUAACACUGUCGAGUUCCACUGGUACUCUGCUGAGGAGACAGGCCUUCUUGGAUCCCAGGAUAUCUUCAACAGCUACUCGCGCCUAGGCAUUCAAGUUGAGGCUAUGCUGAACCAAGACAUGGUCGGCUACAAGGGUCGUGACGGAGUUGAGCGUUUCGGCCUUGUCACCGAUUUCACAAACCCUAGCCAGAACGACUUUCUCAAGCUUCUCAUUGAUGAGUAUGCUGAUAUCUCAUACGAGGAGUCUACUUGCGGUUACGCCUGCUCCGACCACGCUUCAGCGCACCGAAAUGGCUUCCCCUCGUCUUUCCUUUUUGAGACUCCAUUCGGAAACCACAAUCCCUACAUCCACACCCCUAACGAUACAAUUGCUCACGUUGACUUUGACCAUGUCAUGGAGCAUGCUAAGGUCACUGCUGGCUUUGUAUACGAAUUGGCUCACCGCGACUUUACUGCAUAA
Fusarium venenatum is the source of this 1137-nucleotide messenger RNA. RefSeq lists its product as uncharacterized. Gene Ontology annotation, biological process: proteolysis. The record is from RefSeq and is a predicted model, not a curated record. Gene Ontology annotation, molecular function: metalloexopeptidase activity. NCBI's taxonomy places the organism in Eukaryota, Fungi, Ascomycota, Sordariomycetes, Hypocreales, Nectriaceae.